Molecule: messenger RNA, 3562 nt
Organism: Rhineura floridana
Lineage: Eukaryota; Metazoa; Chordata; Lepidosauria; Squamata; Rhineuridae
Gene: ASIC2
Product: acid sensing ion channel subunit 2
Exons: 9
Coding region: 1-1416 (471 amino acids)
Biological process (GO): sodium ion transmembrane transport
Cellular component (GO): membrane
Molecular function (GO): ligand-gated sodium channel activity
Source: RefSeq, a predicted model, not a curated record
AUGACCAAUCCUUUCUCCAUGGAUUUGAAGGAGAGCACCAGCGAGGGAAGUCUGGGGAGCCUCCAGCCCUCCAGCCUCCAGAUCUUUGCCAACACCUCAACUCUGCAUGGAAUCCGCCAUAUCUUUGUCUAUGGACCUAUGACUGUCCGGCGGGCCCUCUGGGCUCUGGUCUUUGUGGCUUCCCUGGGCCUCCUCCUGGUGGAGAGUUCCGAGAGGCUGGUCUACUACUUCUCCUACCAGCAUGUCACCAAGGUGGACGAGGUCGUUGCCAACAGCCUGGUCUUCCCAUCUGUCACCAUCUGCAAUCUCAAUGGGUUCCGCUUCUCCCGCCUCACCACCAAUGACCUAUACCAUGCCGGUGACCUGCUGGCCUUGCUAGAUGUCAACCUGCAGGUCCUUCAUCCCCAUCUCGCUGACCCAACCGUCCUGGCCAUACUGCGAGAGAAGGCCAACUUCCAGCAUCACCGAGCCAAAGUCUUUAGCAUGAGUGAGUUCAUGGGGCGCGUAGGCCAUGACGUGAAGGAGAUGUUGUUGUACUGCAAGUUCCGGGGGCAGGAGUGCAGUGACAAGAACUUCACAACCGUGUUUACAAAAUAUGGGAAGUGCUACAUGUUUAACUCAGGAGAAGAUGGGCAUCCUCUGUUGACCACAUUCAAAGGUGGGACAGGCAAUGGCCUAGAGAUAAUGCUGGACAUUCAGCAGGAUGAAUAUUUGCCAAUAUGGGGAGAAACAGAUGAAACAACCUUUGAAGCAGGAGUCAAAGUCCAGAUCCACAGUCAGUCUGAGCCGCCGUUUGUUCAGGAGCUUGGGUUUGGUGUGGCGCCGGGUUUCCAGACUUUUGUAGCCACGCAGGAGCAAAGGCUGACAUACCUUCCGCCUCCAUGGGGCGAGUGCCGCUCAUCAGACUUUGGCCUGGACUUCUUUCCCAUCUACAGCAUCACUGCAUGCAGGAUAGACUGUGAGACCCGUUAUGUGGUGGAAAAUUGCAACUGCAGAAUGGUUCACAUGCCAGGGGAUGCUCCGUUCUGCACGCCAGAGCAGUAUAAAGAGUGUGCAGAUCCUGCACUAGUGGUUCUUGGUGAAAAGGACAGCAGUUAUUGUGUGUGCCAAACACCAUGCAACUUAACACGCUACAACAAGGAACUCUCCAUGGUUAAGAUCCCCAGCAAGACCUCAGCCAAGUAUCUUGAGAAAAAGUUUAACAAGUCAGAGAAAUAUAUCUCGGAGAAUAUCCUUGUACUGGAUAUAUUCUUCGAAGCCCUCAACUAUGAGACCAUUGAGCAAAAGAAAGCAUAUGAAGUGGCAGCUUUACUUGGUGACAUUGGAGGUCAGAUGGGCCUUUUUAUUGGUGCUAGUAUCCUCACCAUUCUGGAAAUAUUUGAUUAUAUCUAUGAGGGAACAAGAACUGGCCAUUGAAGAGGUGAUUCAAGAAUGCCAAGCAUGUGAAUCAACAGAAAGCAACUGACAGAAGCUGCUGUAAAAGGAAAGGGGAAGAUUAAAGGAACAGAAACCCAAGAAACGUCAAUAAUGCUUUGCCAGUCCAUGUCACAGCAACUGUGUUUUAACAAAAAACUGCCAGAAAUCAGGUCUGGAGACAGGCAUAAGGACAAUAUAGAAAACACUGUCAUGGAAAAACUCACAGCUAAGGAAUUGCCAAGAAAUUUGAUAUCCUUUUGUAAAUUUUGUAAACCGGAAAGAGCAUGUCCAGGAUCCUCCAUCACAAUAUUCCAAAAUUUGAACCCUUAAAGAUAGGUUACUUUAUGCUGUACUGUUUAAUGAAAACACCAAGUGAGAAUGUAUUUUCCUAUCCUCUGCUUACAUGCAUUACUGACACAUUUUGUUAUAUAUUUUUGAUCAAUGAGUCUUGCUAUAUGUUCUCUUAUUUAUGCCAUUGCCCAGGAGAGGGGUUCCCAUGGGGGGGGGGAGGUAUGGUUGCUGUUUAUGUUAAUGAUCCCAUCUAUGGUUAUUAACAGGGUAGUGUCCUGUUCUUAAGGUACGGGGAAAACACAUUGUAUGUGGUCUGUAUUCUCUCUUUUUUGAUACUGUACCGUUAUUUCAUUUUUGUGUUUUAAAAUAAGAAAAAUUAAUAUUAAAAAAGAGAGAAAACACUGGAAUGAAAUGGGUUGCCAAUCUGGAUUCUUCAUAAAAUUAAACAAAAUAGCAGUGUCCUCUACAGAUUAAAAGGUUGUGUGGCAGCAAACUUGGAGGGAAAGUUUUCUUCAUUGCUCAAACCAUUACAGCCCUGCAUCUUCUCAUAUCUCUUUUUCCUAUGUAUAAUUUCUAAAGAGUCGAUCAAAUUCCAGUGGCUUCAUUCCAUACCUUACUUUUGAAAUCUGGUUCUGAUGCCAGCACUUCUCAAACGUACUUCAAAUUUCACAAUACUGACGGCACUGAGCAGUGGGGUUAACGUGGCCGCUGACCUCCUUCCGCCUCAGGCACUCAUCACUAGAUUCAGGGAAAGGAUGUCAACUCCUAUCCAUGGUGACUGCAUGGGUACAAGGUGCUGCUGAGAAGGCAAAGAGGGGCAAGGGCAUUCCAUUCUAAUGCACCAAUGGUCUUAGAGGCUGUAGCAGAUGGCCACCCUUUCAGCACCAGGAGAGAGGCUGCCCCCUUAAGCCCAGCAGCAGCAUUAGCCCCAGUCUAACAAGAGCUGUGUGAGAAUAGGAAGGAAAGGAGGCCUUGCUGCGGUGUAGGUCAGCCUUUCCCAGCCUUCGGGUCCCCAGAUGUUGCUGGACUCCAACUCCCAUCAGCCCCAAACAGCAUGCCCAGUGGUCAGGAAUGAUGGGAACUGUAGUCCAGCAACAUCUCAGGACUCAAAGGUUGGGGAAGGCUGGUGUAGGACAAGGCUUGCCUUCACCUUUUUUCUUUUUUUAAAAGGAGAUAUGGGCCCUAAGUGCUGGAAGUGCAUACGUAGUAUAGCAGCCCCAGGAGUGCACAAUCCUCAGUUCAAAUCACAUCUCGCUCUUAAAGUCAUAGGAUGGACAUAGGCAAGCCACUACCUUUCAGCCGCAGCUCCACAUCUGUAAUAUGAAGAUGAUAACCUUGACCUGUCUUACAGGACAAUUAUUAGGAUAACUGAGGGCAUGUGAUGGUGGCAGGAUCCAGCCUGCUAAUUAUAUCUAUAAAGGGCAUGUGUGGCAGUUUAAAAGGCAGCAGGGGGGUUGAUUUGAUCCUCCUUCCCCCCAAAUUCCUACGUGUUUUUUUUCCACUUAACACUGCUGUGUUCUAGUGUUUUUUUCUGGUCCCACCAACUAAAUAAAAACAGCUAAAAGCGGGGGGGGGGGGGUAAGGGGAACACAAGUGAAAGGGCUCAGCUCUCCCCACCCACCCAUGCUGCACUUUAAAUUGCCACCCAUCCCACCUUAUCCUUGGGAUUUGGCAACAGACCCAAUUCUGUCAAUGGACCUGCUGCCAUUACACCUGGUUGACUGUGAGGCAAGGCAGGUGAAGUGCUUUGAACCCUCCAGGUAGGUUAGGUCAGGGUUCUUCUCCCCAUGUUGCACAAGGUGGUCUGAGGCUCACAGAACUGUGGUUUGUCUAAAACUGCCCUACUGGGAUUUGC